Molecule: messenger RNA, 1653 nt
Organism: Hylaeus anthracinus
Lineage: Eukaryota; Metazoa; Arthropoda; Insecta; Hymenoptera; Colletidae
Exons: 1
Coding region: 102-1652 (516 amino acids)
Source: RefSeq, a predicted model, not a curated record
GUUGUUCGCAGUUGUUCGCUGUCGUCAGCUGUUGUAUCAGAAGAUAUAAUUCAAUUUAACGUUAAUGGUAAUAAAAUUGCAAAUAUCGUGCAUUAGUAAUAAUGUAUAUUACGACAGAUGAUUCUUUCGUGCCAAAAUCUUUCAUCCUCGAUACGUUUUACGGCGAAUACACUUGCUUCUGUUGGAACGAUGACAAGCUUUCGAUAUUUCCAUACACGGUUGACAGUCCUGUGUCCAUUGACGUUUUGACAGCUCCUGCUCCGAUAAAAAAUAUUCAAUGUUUCGAGGGUCGAAUUUUUGUAAUUUGCAUUCCACAAGGAAUAUAUAAGCUUUCGAGAGAGCGAGAGUUUGCUGUUUUAAGUAAGAGUGCGAUUGGAAUGGGCACUGUUUUUUACGAAGUAUUGACAAUAAGAAAUAAGUAUCUUUAUUUAGAUAAUAAGCAACAGAUGACGAGUAAAUUGUUGCUUCAACUUUCUUUGGAGGAAAGUAAUUUAACGAACUUGUGCAUUUAUCCAAUGAAUUCAAAGAGUGCUACAGAACAGUUUAUAAGGGCUAUAACAAAUAAGGAUUCUAUCAUAGAAAAUUUAUGUGUUAUUGCAGUUGGGAAAAGAGUUUUAAUACUAGCAAGCGAGAGUGUACAAAUAAUAUAUGAUAGCAUUUAUUCUAUUAGAGAUAUUGUACCUGUACAUAGAAAUUCUAAGAUCGAUGGAUUGCUGCUUAUCACUGCUACAGAUGUUGUUAUUGUAAUACAUUCAAAAAAUGAUACGCUUACUUUUGAAAAAAUUUCUUUACGAACAAAUGUACAAGCUAUUUGCGCUAGUUUUAGUCUAUUAACAGAAGAUACCUUGUUACUUCUCUAUUCGGAUGAAUAUAAAUUAUAUUGUGGGAAAAAACUAUUGCUAACAGAUAAUAUCCUAAGGAUAAAAAUUCAAGAUCAAAAUUUUGCUUGUCUGCAAUAUUAUGAUUUCGAAACAAUAUUAGGGCUAACGUUGGACAAACAACUAGUAGCGUUUUCUACGGAUGUAGUGGAAAAGACAUUAUCAGUAGAAAAUGAUACUUUUAUUGACCUUAAUGCAGACAUGUUGAAAAAUACCGAUCUUGUAAUGGAUAAGAUUUAUAAAGGAACUCAAACAUUACAUAGAUUGAACGAAGAAUUAAUAAGGGAAGAAGAUAAGCUCAGAAGAAUAAAUUUAUAUGCUCAUAAACAUAAAGUUAGAUUUUGUCCGAAAUUUACGAUACAUAGAAUAGCUAAUAAAUCGUUUCUGUCUGCAAAUUUUGACAAUAUACUACCAAAGAACAGCUGGAUUAUUCUUAAAUUGACAUUCGAAUGUCAGAAUAUAUAUUGUAUGAAAAAAGUAGUAGAUCAGGAAACUAUAGUUGAUAUACAUAUACCAGAAGGUAAAUCGGUAAAUGUCAUGCAGGUUGCAAUUGAUUUAAUUACUUUGAAAGAUGAAGGAUACUCUUGGUGUCUUAUAAAGAAUUAUGUAACUCAACCUGUCCCUGAAAAGAAUAAGAGAAAAACAAGAUCUGAGAAAACAAAUUUUAUAAAUUCUAAAAUUGCUGCAAUUCAAAACUUAAUUAAAGAGGGGAACAUCGAUAUGAGAAAACUAUCUGAAAUUAAAAAAACUGUGAGAAAGCAAUUUGGCGAAUAAU